GGGAGAGUAUAUAGGAGCGGAGCCCGUCCAGGAGAGCACACAACAGGUGCACCGGGCAUGGCCGGGUCCUCCAACAGGCUGAGAGGGAAGGGAACGGUGUUUUACUCAUUUAAUAGAAACUGAAGAUGGGUCUGAAAAGUGGACAUUCAAAUGACUGGGACGAUAUGAGGAGAAUGCUGAGAGAUGUUGUAGGAAAGAGAAGACACUGCCCCUUCAAGGGACAAAACGACGCCCAUCAGGUGUCGUACAAGCGGUUCAGGAGGCGGAUCACCCAGAGGAGCAGCAGUGAGGGUCCUGCUGCGAGUACACCGCUGGCCACUGGGCGGCAGUGUGAUCCAAGCUUUGAGUUUGAUACAGUCUGUCAGAGACUGGAGCUGGAUUCUCCACCGGCAAAGGGAGUCCUACAGGGAAACCUUCAAGAGACGGCAUUGGCAGGAGGCGUGUCCCACUGUGGUGGUGUUACACCAGCGAACACACCACGCAGCAUUACUGCCAGGGGACGGCCUGCAGCAGAAAAUGCCCCAGAACAGGGAUGGGUGUGGAGCGCUGCAGUUCAAGAAGAUGGAAAUGUUCAACAGGCUGGUUCUGAUGAGAGAAGACAUGAUUUGCAGCCAUUUGCUGUUCUGGACAAAGCUUCUGUGAGUCUGCAGGGAAAGUCAGUGAUGAAGAUGGCAGCACCGUCACUGCUGAACGACUACUACACUAAUCUUCUCGACUGCAGUUGUAAUGGUAUGAUUGCAUUAGCACUGGGCUCUUCUGUUUACCUUUGGAAUUCAGAAACUCGUGCUCUGGUGGGAUAUUUGGACCAGAGUCCACAACCAGGACGAUCACGCCUUCAGACUCCAUCCAUCUCGUGUCUGUGCUGGAGCAAAGAUGGGCGAGCUCUCUGCAUUGGGACCAGGCGAGGGGAGGUACAGUUGUGGGAUGUUGAACGCAAGCAGAACAUGAGGUAUCUGCCAUCACAUCUGUCUGUGGUCAGAGCUCUUUCCUGGAAACAGCAGUUACUCAGCAGCGGCUCUGUUCUCGGAAGAAUCCACCACCUUGACCCUCGGGAUCCUGCACCUCUGGUGGGCGCAGCCGUCCAGAAGGAUGGGAUCUGCAGCCUUCAGUGGUCACCAGGAGACGACUGGUUGGCCAGCGGCUCCACAGAGGGCCUUCUCUGUAUAUGGGAUAGUGAUGUCGCAGGGGUCACAAGGUCACGCCAGCCAAUCACUACAAUGAAACAGCCCAGCGCCGUUAAGGCGAUGGCAUGGUGUCCAUGGCAGAGAAAGAUGAUCGCUACUGGAGGGGGAUGGAAAGACGGAGAGCUGAGAAUCUGGGACACAGAGUCAAAGACUUGUGUGACUUCUGCCAACACAAAUUCACAGAUCUGUUCUCUACGAUGGGCUGAAGAGAAGAGAUAUCUGGUCACAGGUCACGGCCUUCCUCAGCACCAAGUCACCUGCUGGACCUGGGAGCUUCCCUCCCUCAGCCCCAUCUACCAGCUCACAGGUCAUUCUCAUCGAGUCCUGCACUUGGCCUUAAACCCUGACAGUACUCAGAUUUUCUCUGCUGGAGCGGACCAGCGCUUUCACAUCUGGGACAUGUAAUUAUCAACAUCACUCAACACAUAUUCUACAGUUCAGUGCAAAGAAGCUAGACUUUGUGUUUCGGCUCAGGAUAAUAUUUGAAUGCAAUUUCUCGUUGUUGUUGAAGCUAUCAUUUUGCAAGACGCUUUCUAUGAAAUCAAAUACUGUCCACAUGGAACUAAUUACCAUUUAUUUAUUUAUUCAUGUAAUUUGUAAAAUGAUGUUAAUGUUUUGUUUCAUGUAUGUUAUCCUUCCUCUGUCUUGCCUACACCUUAAAUGUAACCUCGUGAGAUAUGUAACCCAAUAAACAUUGUUAUAUGUGGCACUUUGAA
This is a messenger RNA of Siniperca chuatsi (mandarin fish), 1900 nucleotides long. Its product is annotated as cell division cycle protein 20 homolog B-like. Gene Ontology annotation, cellular component: anaphase-promoting complex. Lineage: Eukaryota; Metazoa; Chordata; Actinopteri; Centrarchiformes; Sinipercidae. Gene Ontology annotation, biological process: anaphase-promoting complex-dependent catabolic process; positive regulation of ubiquitin protein ligase activity; positive regulation of anaphase-promoting complex-dependent catabolic process. Gene Ontology annotation, molecular function: anaphase-promoting complex binding; ubiquitin ligase activator activity; protein binding. The transcript has 12 exons. The record is from RefSeq and is a predicted model, not a curated record. The coding region runs from base 126 to 1589 and encodes 487 amino acids.